AUCGACUAGUUGAGCUUUGGAUGGCUGAAGGCUUUCUUCAACCGGAUUCCCAAAAUGAAAGAAUGAUGGAGAAAAUAGGAUAUGAGUAUUUGAGAAUUUUGCUGCAAACUUCCUUAUUGGAAGAAGUAAAAAAUGAGUGGGGAACAUGGUAUAAAAUGCAUGACCUUGUGCAUGAUUUUGCAAAAUCAAUUUUGAAUCGUAACGGUAGCAAUCAGGACCGUUACCUUGCGGUAUACUCACCCGAAAGAAUCAAUGAAAAAGCAUCAGCAUCACUUCGCACAUUAUUUCUGAAGGGUGGCAUAGCUGAUGAUAUGUUAUCAAAGUUCAAACACUUACAUGUCCUAAAAUUGUUUGGAGCAGAUGUCAAAGCGUUGCCGACCUCCAUUGGCAAACUAAUACAUUUACACUUACUUGACAUUUCAGGUUCUAGGAUUAGAACUUUGCCAGAAUCUCUUUGCAAACUUUAUAGUUUGCAAACACUGAGAAUUGGCAUGCUUGUAGACGGUUUUCCAAAGGAGAUGAGCAAUUUGAUUAGCAUGAGACAUCUUCACUAUGAUGAUGAUGAUACAGGACGUGAAAUCCAAAUGCCAUCCGGGAUUGGACGAUGGACUUGUCUUCAAACGUUAGAGUUCUUUAACAUAGGUCGUCAAGAGGAAGGUCGUGGUAUCCAAGAACUUGGAACCUUGCAAGAUCUUAGAGGCUCCUUGGAGAUCAGAAAUCUUGAAUUAGUAAAUGGCAAAGAUGAUGCUGAACUAGCGAACCUAUCUAAAAAGCCAAAUAUGUAUCGGUUGGUAUUUGAGUGGGGCAAUAGGGAUCGAGAAAGUGAUAAUUGUGAUGAAGAUGUGUUGGAAGGCCUCCAACCUCACCCAAAUUUAAAAGAGUUACAAAUUUUGAAGUUCAUGGGUGAUCAGUUUCCACAAUGGUUCAUGAAUUUGACAUUGACAUCACUGGUGGAGUUGCGGGUGGAGGAGUGCACAAGAUGCAGAAAGCUCCCUGCGCUAGGACAGCUGCCAUUCCUCAAGCGCCUCUAUCUGACUAGAUUGAAAAACACAACAUGCAUUGGGCUUUCAUUCUACAGUACAAGUGCUGAGGAGGACGGCGGAUCAGGAGGUUCAAGCACUAUUAGCAGACAAACAUUCUUUCCAGCCCUUAAAAUUCUCUGGCUUAAAGGCAUGAAAAAUUUGGAAGAGUGGAAGGACGCACACGAAAUGAUGUCAACCGCAGGUGAAGUACAUGUGAUGGAUGUGUUUCCCGUGCUGGAAAAGUUGUAUAUUUGGGGUUGCCCCCAGCUGACCACCAUUCCAACUCCAAGUCGUUUCCCAAGUCUUGAUGUAUUGGAAAUAAAAAGGAAUUGCCAUGUUUUGGUGGCAGAAAAGGUUUUGAGCAAUAUAACCAAUCUCUCGUCCCUUGACUUAAGGGGUGACUUAUGGGAUCGUGGUGGUCAAUGCAUCAAGUCUCUAAAAUUAGUGAAACGACCAGAGAGCAGCUUGAGUAUUGAUGGCUGUCACAGUCUACCCACUGCUAUGCUUGAACGACUCUGUCUUUUUCCAACUCUUCAGCAUGUAGAAUUGAUGUCUGCCCAUAAUAUAACAACACUAAGAAGAAUGAGUUGCGCCGCUUGUCUUAAGAGAUUGACAGUCACUUUUUGUGAGAAUUUACGGGAGUUGCCAGAAGAUCUUUAUCAAUUUCAAACUUUAGAGGACUUGGAGAUACAGGGUUGCUCGAGAAUUAAAUCAUUUGGACAUCCAAAUCCUAAAAAUUCAUUUGGACAGAGAGGCCUCCUUAAGUCUCUUAAGCGAUUUACUAUCGAUGAGUGCGAUGAAUUAACAAGAUUACCAGCGGAGAUGUUCGAGUCCUGUACGUCUCUCCGAAAGCUGACAUUGUUCAAGUGCCGCAGUCUGGUCUCCUUUCCCCUUGAUUUGCGACGAACCCCUUCUCUCAGAGCUUCUCGUUAUGUGGGUGUCCCAACUGGAUUGCUGAGAUGCCUAGUGGAUUUGGCCAUCUUACCAGCUUAAGGGAAGUGUCGAUUGGUCCCUUCUCAGAUUACUCAGUAAUCGAAUUUGAUUGGGCUGGAUUAGCAUCUUCAUCAACACUCCGGCACGUGUAUUUGUAUGGGAUGCGUGACACGAAAUCUCUGCCACACCAGCUUCAAUGCUUGACUACCAUCACAUCACUAUCUCUACGUUACUUCGGAGCAAUCGAGGCCUUACCAGAUUGGCUUGGGAAUUUUGCGUCUC
This is a messenger RNA of Coffea arabica (coffee), 2237 nucleotides long. NCBI's taxonomy places the organism in Eukaryota, Viridiplantae, Streptophyta, Magnoliopsida, Gentianales, Rubiaceae. The record is from RefSeq and is a predicted model, not a curated record.